Pongo pygmaeus (Bornean orangutan) is the source of this 1920-nucleotide messenger RNA. Its product is annotated as zinc finger protein 627-like. The coding region runs from base 1 to 1686 and encodes 561 amino acids. NCBI's taxonomy places the organism in Eukaryota, Metazoa, Chordata, Mammalia, Primates, Hominidae. Gene Ontology annotation, biological process: regulation of DNA-templated transcription. The record is from RefSeq and is a predicted model, not a curated record. The transcript has 5 exons.
AUGCAGCCAGCAGCCUCAUCCCAAAUUCCUGAUCCCUGGAGGACAUCAGACCCCCUCUCCUACUGCAGUGUGGCCUGUGUGGCCUCGGCUCCCCUUCUGCUCCGAGGCCAGGAGAUGGCUCCACUGAACACACUGGGAGAUCACUUCUGUCACUCAGUGUCUAGGGGGCGGGACCUGGAGUACUAUCCAAUCAGAGACGCUGGGCGGGGCCGCGAGAACUGUCAAUCAGGCGCCCUGCAGGCUGGAGGAUGCGAGGUUGAAAAAGCCGGCGGCGUCUUCUCUGUCCCCUGCGCUCGGCUCCCUGCUCGGUCCCGCUGGAGCCUGUACUGGCAGCUGGAGGUGGAGGACUCAAUGAUCUUUGAGGAUGUGGCUGUGAACUUCACCCAGGAGGAGUGGGCUUUGCUGGGUCCUUCCCAGAAGAAACUCUACAGAGAUGUGAUGUGGGAAAUCAUCAGGAACCUGAUGUCUGUAGGAAUAAAAUGGGAAGACUGGAACAUUGAAGAUCAGUACAAAAAUUCCAGGAGAAAUCGAAGAAAUCAUAUGGCAGAGAGACUCUGUGAAUGUAAAGAUGGUCAAUGUGGAGAAACUUUCAGCCUGAUUCCAGAUGGUAUAAUGAACAAGAAGACUCUUCCUGGGGUGAAACCAUGUGAAAGCAGUGUGUGUGGAGAAGGCAACAUGGAUCAUUCAUCUCUGAAUUGCUACAUCAGAGCUGACACUGGACACAAAUCAUAUGAGUGUCAGGAACGUGGAGAGAAGCCACAUAAAUGUAAGCAGUGUGUGAAAACCUUCAGCUGCCUCCACUCCUUCCAAACACAUGAAAAGCCUCACACUGGAGAGAAACCCUAUGAUUGUAAGGAAUGGGAAAAAACCUUUGUUUCUCCCCAAACUGUUCGAAGAUACAGGGUCGUGCACAGUGGAGAUGGACCUUAUAAAUGUAAGUUUUGUGGGAAAGCCUUUGAUAAUCUCAGUUUAUAUCUCACACAUGAAAGAUCUCAUACUGGACAGAAGCCAUAUGAAUGUAAUGAAUGUGGGAAAGCCUUUGGUUUUCCCAGCUCCUUUCAUAGACAUGAAAGAACGCACACCAGGGAGAAACCAUAUGGAUGUAAGCAAUGUGGGAAAACCUUUAGUUGUUCCAGUUCCAUUAAAAAACAUGAAAGAAUCCACACUGGAGAGAAGCCCUAUGAAUGCAAGCAAUGUGGGAAAGCCUUCGCUUCUUCCAAUUCCUUUCAGUAUCAUGAAAGGACUCACACUGGAGAGAAACCCUAUGAAUGUAAGCAAUGUGGGAAAGCCUUUAAUUGUUCCAGUUCCAUUAGAAAACAUGCAAGAAUUCACACUGGAGAGAAACCCUAUAUAUGUAAACAAUGUGGUAAAGCUUUUAGAUUUCCCAGUUCUAUUAAAAAUCAUGAAAAGACUCAUACUGGAGAGAAACCCUAUGAAUGUCAGGAAUGUGGGAAAGCCUUCAGAUAUUCCAGUUCACUUCGAGUACAUAAAAGAAUUCACACUGGAGAGAAGCCGUAUGAAUGUGAGGACUGUGGGAAAGCCUUCAGUCAUCCCACGACCUUUCAUAGACAUAAAAUUACCCACACUGCAGAGAAACCUUAUGAAUGUCAGGAAUGUGGGAAAGCCUUCCGUUAUCCUGUUGCUUUUCGUAGACAUAAAAUUACCCACACUGCAGAGAAACUUUGAGUGUAAGGAAUGUGGGAAAGCCUUCUGUUAUCACAGUUCCCUUCAAAGACAUGAAAGGACCUACAAUGGGGAAAAGUUGUAUGGAUAUAAGCAAUGUAAAGCUGGCUGGGCGUGGUGGCUGACACCUGUAAUCCCAGCACUUUGGGAGGCCAAGGCAGGCAGAUCAUGAGGUCAAGAGAUUGAGACCAUCACGGCCAACAUGGUAAAACCCCAUCUCUACUAAAAAUACAAAAA